This is a messenger RNA of Scophthalmus maximus (turbot), 6109 nucleotides long. RefSeq names its product WD repeat domain 26b (gene wdr26b). The record is from RefSeq and is a predicted model, not a curated record. Gene Ontology annotation, cellular component: GID complex. Gene Ontology annotation, molecular function: protein binding. NCBI's taxonomy places the organism in Eukaryota, Metazoa, Chordata, Actinopteri, Pleuronectiformes, Scophthalmidae. Gene Ontology annotation, biological process: proteasome-mediated ubiquitin-dependent protein catabolic process. The transcript is spliced from 14 exons. Bases 1079 to 2584 code for a protein of 501 amino acids.
CUAACGUUUGUUUUCGUCGAAGAACACGAGAGCCACUCCGCUUGUUUUGAUUUGCGACGAAGGCGCACACGGUCGACGCCGUCGAGGCGGGUGUGCCUGCUUCGGCGUCUCGGCGAAGCGCGCGAGCAGGGCUGUCGCGUUGUCAGUGUUUAUUUUUAAUCCAUUUCGUGCGUUUCGGGGGCUAGUGCGCAAAAACCCAAAAUGCGGAGGAAUUGUUAAUGUGCGCUUUGUCAAAGUCUGUUUCCCCCCCGGUGGCUGGUGGGGUUUAUUCGUCUGCCAUCUUUACUGUCUUGGCUCAUUAACACGUAUUUGUUGGGGUUUCUGUUGGAGGAGCAUGAAUAGGUUGUAAUAACGAGCACGGUUAUGAAAACUGUGCUGGUUAUUGUCGUAUGCCGAUCGCAACCUUCUGCACGUUUCGACCUGUCAUUUCAUUCGUCGGAUUAAUCAACGCGUUUUACGAAACCCACACAUUGGCAUGUCAACUUUCCUGACGGAUUAUCGUCUCGACUCGAUGUGUCAGAGCAACGUGCCAGGUGUCAGUCACAGACGCGGACGGACAUGCAUUCAUUCAGAGGCAGCAGUCAGCACGGUGGGCGACAGUUGGUAGUCGAGCAGAAGCCGUUGGUUUCAUGGCGGCGGAGGAGGAAUGCGCUUUUGCAUCAGCUGUUUUCAGAUGGAAACGCAGUGUUUGAAUCCCGAUUGCAGCACAGUGGGGUUUUAACAGAUCUUAUGUCCGACCCUCUUCUUCACAGUGGCCGUGGGAGCCAUUGUCGGAUGGUUAGACAUCAGUGGGUACCAUCAUAAGGCAUUACGACAUCAGUGGGUACCAUAAUAAGGCAUUACGAAAGACAUCUUAACAUUGCCAUGUUUACUAAGGGGGAGGGUGUUAGGAGGCCGACAUGGCAUUGCCCUCUAUGAGAAACGGAGCCCCCCACAUUUCAGCUGGGAUAAUGCAAGUGAAAUGUAGUGAAGCAGCCAGCUGGAUGAGAAGACUCAACACAGAGCUGCUGCUGCGCCACUCCAUUGAUACCUGGGAAUGAUGUCAUCAUGCUGCUGAAGUCAGACAGUGGACCUGCUGAUGCAGGAGUCAGGCUGCAGACUGGAACACCCAUCGGCUACCAAGUUCCGCAACCAUGUCAUGGAGGGGGAAUGGGACAAGGCUGAGAAUGAUCUCAAUGAGCUGAGAGCACUGAUGCAUUCUCCCAAUGCUAUUGUGCGUAUGAAGUUCCUGCUGCUGCAGCAGAAGUACCUAGAGUAUCUGGAGGACGGCAAAGUCCUGGAGGCGCUGCAGGUGCUCCGGGGAGAGCUGACGCCUCUCAAGUACAACACAGAUCGGAUCCACGUACUCAGCGGAUACCUGAUGUGUAGCCACGCUGAGGACCUGAGGGCCAAGGCAGAGUGGGAGGGCAAGGGCACCGCGUCACGCUGCAGACUGCUGGACAAAUUACAGACAUACUUGCCACCUUCUGUGAUGCUGCCGCCGCGGCGGCUGCAGACCCUGCUGCGGCAAGCGGUGGAGCUGCAGAGGGACCGCUGCCUGUAUCAUAACACCAAGCUGGACAGUAGCCUGGACUCGGUCUCUCUGCUCCUUGAUCAUGUCUGCAGCAGGAAGCAGUUCCCCUGUUACACGCAGCAGAUACUGACAGAGCACUGUAAUGAGGUGUGGUUCUGCAAAUUCUCAAACGAUGGCACCAAACUAGCCACUGGCUCCAAAGAUACUACUGUCAUAAUUUGGCAAGUGGACCCGGAGAGCCACCAGUUGAAGCUGCUGCGAACCCUUGAAGGUCACGCAUACGGCGUCUCCUAUUUAGCCUGGAGUCCCGAUGACACCUACCUGAUCGCCUGUGGACCUGAUGACUGCUCUGAGCUCUGGCUCUGGAAUGUUCAGACGGGGGAGCUGCGGACCAAAAUGUCCCAGUCCCAUGAAGACAGUCUGACCAGUGUGGCCUGGAACCCUGAUGGCAAACGCUUUGUGACCGGAGGACAAAGGGGACAGUUUUAUCAGUGUGACCUGGAUGGUAACUUGUUGGACUCCUGGGAGGGCGUGAGAGUGCAGUGCCUGUGGUGCCUGGGCGAUGGCAGGACAGUGCUGGCGUCAGACACCCACCAACGUAUCCGGGGGUACAACUUUGAGGACCUUACGGACAGAAACAUAGUUCAGGAGGACCACCCUAUUAUGUCUUUUACUGUUUCAAAGAAUGGAAGAUUAGCUUUGUUAAAUGUAGCAACUCAGGGAGUACACCUGUGGGACCUUCAGGACCGGGUACUGGUGAGGAAGUACCAAGGUGUGACCCAGGGCUUCUACACCAUUCACUCCUGCUUCGGAGGACACAACGAAGACUUCAUUGCAAGUGGGAGUGAAGACCAUAAAGUGUACAUCUGGCACCGGCGUGGAGAGCUUCCCAUCGCUGAGCUAACAGGCCACACACGCACAGUUAACUGCGUGAGCUGGAACCCGGCCAUCCCUGGGCUCAUGGCCUCCGCCUCAGACGAUGGCACAGUGCGCGUCUGGGGUCCUGCGCCCUUCCUCGACUCACAAGAGGCGGACGGACUCAACGAGAACUGCAGUAACAUGGACAGUUGAUGGUCACUCAUGGAGCAAAUGACAUCUCUCUUUGACAACAAUCCAAGAAUCCCACAGCAAAACAAAAUCUAAACGGGCAAAUGAAAUCUAACAACCUAAAGAAAGUCAAGACAAACAAACAAAAGCCACCAAGACAAAAGAGAAAACAAAAAAGUGAGAAAAACUCGUCUCCCCGACUGGCCUAGAUAAAAUGGUGGCGGUGAUGACGGACACGGAAAAAUUCAAGUCCUCAUCCAAAACCUGAUCUCGACCCAGAGCCCUGAGAAAACCAGUCAAUGCUCAGUGGGAUACGACCGGCAUCCACUGGUGAGCUGUGACAGGCUGUUCUCCAACUGACCCCCCCCCCCCCAAUCUCGCUGCAUGGUCACCUGCCAUGCCAGUUUCUCCCAGGAAACCCACCACCACCUGGAGCUUGGAGCACAUCAAGACCCCGUGAUGCCCCCAGACUGACACGGCAGAACAACCAUCUUCUAAUUGGACUACAUCUGACUGCCUGUUCUGUCGUUCACCGUACCUGUAUAAUGUCUCCAUGGACACGGGUGGGCUGUUGUUGGGGGAGGAUGAUGCUGCGUAGGGGAAUAUAGCAACACUUCUGUAUGUAUUUUUUUCUUCUUCCCCCCCUUUCUUGCUAUAUCCUUCGCAUUCGAUAAGUUGGACAAAGGCCAAAAAUCCACCAUAAAAACACUGACCGACCAGCUGACAGAGAACACAAACACAAGGCUAUGCUAAAUGUUGGAAUUUUUUUAUGAUAGUCAUAGCAUUUAUUCUCAUUUAAGAGGUGAAUCUUAGCUCGAGUAGUGCCCGUGGAAAGCUUUAGUGAAGAUUCCACUUUCUGUUUCUCGACAUUAGGAAAAACAAACUUUUUAUUCCUUAAUUUAACUUCUAACAAGGAUCAUUCGCUGUAAUGUUUCCAACUGACAGCCCCUCUCCCCCCCAAAAACCCCUCUGUCCAGCUAGCUACCGCACAACUCCAUUACAUCUGCCUAAGAAACGACGGACAGAGGGAUUCACAGGUCACAUAUCAGCGGUGAGGGGGUCAAACAAUAUUGAUGAGGUGGGGUUUCCACUGUCAGGACACACACUAUGACCCUUCUCAAAAGAUGUGCUUUCACAUGUCGAGUGCGAUUUAGAUUGCUGUCCCUCCUCUGUGUGUGCGCCAGCGUGUGUGUGAGAGAGUGUGUGUGUGAGCGAGCGAGCGAGCGAUUAUGCAUACACACAUUAAUGUGAGAAUUUACAUUUGGAGCGUGUUUUUGUAUGCGUGUACAACUCACACCAGCAGAAAAUACUCACCCCUCCCCUCUCCCCUCCGCCCCUAAUCCCAUAGUAAAAUUGUAAAGAGGAUUUUAAACCAAUUCUAAGUUAUCCAAAGCCCCUUAAGGACCUCUAUCUGUGGAACAAAGAAUACUCGAGAGCCAUUUUGUAAAAGAAACUUUUUUUAAUCUGGGGCUUUGAUUUUUACAUUUAAGGUUGUUGUUUUUUUUUUUUUCUCUCCUUACCACGUGGCAUUCAAACGACACUGAGUUAUAGGCAUCGAAUCAUAUUUGAAGGAGAAGAAGAAAAAGGAAAAUUAAGACGGAGCAAUUUGGUCGAGGCAUGUUUCAAAAAGCUGUUAAGUGUAUUAGCAAAGGGUCAUUUCAUGUGGGGAAGUUGAUUGUAAUUACUGGAUGAGUAGUUGGCACAGCCCUAGAGAGAAGAGGCACCAAUAAUCCCAACCAUGCUCUGAGCCCACAGUGUUGGGGAGUGUCGACGCAAAUCUUAAAACACACAAACUGCCUUCCUGUUCAUACAGUUGCACACAAACCUUCAGUAUGUAUGACACCCCCUCCCUCCGCCCAACUGCACUUUGAGUGGUCUUCUUUUUUUUUGCUCUCUUGCACCUUCUGCAAUGGCAUAAAUCCGUAAGUUUGUCGUGGCGUUGUGGUCGCCGCGCUCGCCACUCUUUUUGGCUUGAAAGGCUGCAUUCGGCAAAGACUCAAAACCGAAACAGGAGAUCGCUAAAGGAAUCAUGUCCUCUAUGCCUCUAUGCACCCAAACGCAGUGACUGAUUUAUCUUGUUGACGUUAUAAAACCUCUUGCAUAUAAAGCAUAAUGGCAGCCUCGUCUCGAGGGAGCCAUUAUGCCACUUGUGGAGCUUAGAGAGAAUUCAGCAUUAACUCCCCCCCGUUGCUCUCCAGCCAAGUUAUCCAGUGGUCAGUGCAACAUUCAAAGCUUUCUUCCUCCCUUUUUUCAGGGUAUGUAAUGACUAUUUGCUACAGACUGAUAUACAGUGAAAAUGUUUAAAAAAAACAGUGCUUUUCUGUCUGUUUUUAUUGAACUUUUUUGUUACUUAAAUACAUUUUUGUUGACAUUAUAUCAUUUUUGGUUGACCUCUAUCCCUGUAUGAUCAUAUUAAAAUAUAACCAGACACUUGGAGUCCUCAUUUUUUUUGUAAUCUUAACAAUCCCUCUUAACUUUCUUUUAUACAUUUUUUUUUGUUUCUUUGUAUUCAGUUUAAUUUUAUCCACCACUACUAUUACAAAUGAAUAUGCACAGUAACACCCAUGCCAACAGGAGCGGGAAGAGUCUUUAGGAAGUGUGUUACCUAUAAUCAAAUCAGGUUUGAACUGUCCACCCCUCGCCUUUAAAAAGAGUUUCCUUCAUGUGAAAAUCUCCUUCAUGGCGCGUAUGUGUAAUUGACCGAAAUCUCUCUUAUGGUGUGCCAUUGUUGAUCGACAGCUGCCACUUCUGACCCAUAUCGAAGCCAAAUCACUUGAGGCACAGCGUGUGUCUCACUCUGGAAACCUCUUUCUCCACUCCUGAACAACAGAAUGGAUCCCUCUUCCACACCCGACACUAUUUCGGAAGACUUGAGGCAAAUCGUCCUUCUUAAAGCCCAUCGUUCACCUGCUGGUGGCAAACGCUAUGUCUGUAUGCAACCUGGUGUCUCCUCUGUUCUUUUGUCUGAGUUUACCAAGGGAGUUGUUUGUGGUUUAAAUAUGUCUUAUUGCUCUCUCUCUGAGGUAAAGGUUGUGGCUGUGGGUAGGGGCUGGGUGGGGCACGUUAAGGGCUUGCUGUAGCAUCUCUAAAUUCCUUGGGCAAUGGUGGGAAGGGGCGAUGUGUGGGUUUGCGUUCAGUGUGUUAUUUACAAAAAGUGAUUGUACUGUUUUGUAUCGUUGUGUAGGAAAAGUGUUAUGUAUGCAUAUUUUCAAUAAAGCAUUCAGGGUUUUGAAAUUAAAAGUCCAUGGAAGUUUGAUGGGGCAGGAGAUUGCGAGGUCCACCCAUCAGAUGCCAAGAAAGCAUUUCUCCCACCCCCCACGACGAUAGGUGUGCAGAUCCAGGUUGGCCCUGAAUCACUGUCUUUGGCAAAGCAUGUGUCAAGUUUGGAAACACUUGAGUUGAAUUUGUGUUCUUGUGAAAUCAGUCAUUAUUUCUAAAUGUCUUGAAAGCAAUGUCUGGGGCCAGACUGGCUGGUAAGAGGUUACCGCCAAUGCCAGAAUUAGGAUAAGAAAAGAACAAUUGCCAAUAAAGUAAAACUAUUUUGAGUAA